Messenger RNA from Mya arenaria, 867 nucleotides. Its product is annotated as perlucin-like protein. Gene Ontology annotation, molecular function: signaling receptor activity. The record is from RefSeq and is a predicted model, not a curated record. The transcript is spliced from 8 exons. Bases 97 to 744 code for a protein of 215 amino acids. NCBI's taxonomy places the organism in Eukaryota, Metazoa, Mollusca, Bivalvia, Myida, Myidae.
CACCAACAAUGUAAUGAAUACCAGAUAAGAAAUACUGUCUUUAUAUAAGCAUUUUGAUAUUAAUUCGUACAAAGAAAGGCCACGGUGUCUGACAAAAUGAGAGCAUGUUUACUAUUUGUGGUGGUGGUAUGCCUGCACGUGGCUACAUGCUCCGAGCCGUGCGUGGAUCUCGAUGAGGAAGGAUGCCGUCACAAUCCCCACAUCUGUGAAGACAUCAUUCUCGCAAAGGCCGCAUGUCCAGCUAUGUGCGAAUUAUGCCCAAAUGAUCUGCACACGACGACAGCUGCCACGAAUGCGCCAUCGGCCAAAUUAUCCACCUGUCCGAACAACUGGGAGCUCUUCCAAGGCUCCUGCUAUUAUUUUAAACCUGACUUCAUGGAGUUCAACGAUUCAGAGCUUUUCUGUAACCUAAACAAUGGCCACCUCGUCCAUAUCGACAACGCAGCUGAACAAGCCUUCGUCACAAAUAGGAUACUUAAUAUAAACCGCAAUCAAAGCUGGUGGAUCGGUCUCAGAGAUACGGAGGUAGAAGGAGUGUACCGAUGGGUAGAUACAGAUGAAGUACUGGCACCGCCGAUGUUCAUAGACUGGGAACCGACACAGCCUCUUGAUGCUUACAAUAUCGAAGAUUGUGUAGGGCUGUGGUGGGCUAGGUCUAUGCUUUGGAAUGACAUGUCGUGCAAAAAUAAGUUCCCUUCAAUUUGUGAACUAAGUGUUGGUCAGCUGGCUGUGGUCAUUGGAUAGCCUUGUUAUGGUGAUUCAACCUCGUCUGGUUUUGACAGUAAAAGGACACGUCUUCUGUUGCAGUUUUGUUUUGUUUUUAUGCUAGAUAGCAUGACCUAACACAGAAUAAAACGAUUGUGUUUG